This is a messenger RNA of Hypoxylon trugodes, 720 nucleotides long. Its product is annotated as P-loop containing nucleoside triphosphate hydrolase protein. The transcript has 2 exons. NCBI's taxonomy places the organism in Eukaryota, Fungi, Ascomycota, Sordariomycetes, Xylariales, Hypoxylaceae. The coding region runs from base 23 to 577 and encodes 184 amino acids. The record is from RefSeq and is a predicted model, not a curated record.
AUGAAUUAGAUAAUACUUCACCAUGGAAAAAACUCUAAAGAAACUAGAGCUUCAACUGCUGAGGUCUCAAUCAGACAACAAACCAGUAGUUGUAAUGACAUGCGGUAUUGCUGGCUCUGGCAAAUCAACACUUUCUAAAGCCAUAUUAGCGAACUACCCAAACUACGAACGUUUGUCAAUCGACGCUACACUUGCCGCCAAGCACGGGAUAUACGGAGUGGAUUAUCCAGACGAGAAGUACGAAGAAUUUCAAGAUGAGGCUGAAGCUGAGUGUGAUGUUAGACUGAUCAGUCUACUCGAUGAAGGGAAAAAGGAUGUAGUACUAGAUCGAUCUCUCUACAGCAAGGAAGAUCGAGAAAAGUACAAGAAGAUUGUCGAAGCUCACGGCGGCAGAUGGGUGUUAGUCUACUUCAAUGCGAAGGACAAAGACUUCAUAUGGAAUAGGAUUGUGACUAGGAGACAACAAGGUGUCAAUGCUGACUCAGCAUUGGUUAUUACGAAGGAAAUCCUUGAUAGAUACUGGGAUGGGUUCGACGUACCACUAGACGAAGGUGAAAUUAUCAUAGAGGUUGGUUGAAUUUUCUAAGUAUCAAAGCUACCUGCCAUUACCUAGAGGUAGACCAGGAGGGGAGAUCAAAUGAAUAUGACUAAGUUCUGUUACACCAACAUCUCAAAGUCAUAUAGUUACUGAUAUUAUAGAUGAAUAUUUAUAGAAAUCCC